AUGCCACCCAAAAGAUCUACCCGCUCCGAGCAUCCAACUCUCGAAGCCAUUCCACCCAAGGUUCGGAAUAAACCACCAACAGCCAACAGGAAGUCACGCGCGUCUCCAGAGCCUGUCGAUAGUGCAGAUGAGAGAGCUCCCGAGAAAGAUAACGUGGCGCCUGCAAUGGGGAGGAAGCCCGGGGGAAAGAAGAAGAGGACCUCCGGUAAAAGGAAUCUUCCGAGGAUGGAGACGCAAGAGGUUAUUGUGCUCUCCAAUGGGCCGUUUCCAGCAUCACUACAGAGAAAUGCCGAGGAAUCUGAGACGGAGGAAGAAGAAGUAGAAGAAUCCCAGGUCUCUACUCGUAGAGCACACUCCCUAGGGGGUGGAGAAAUCGCUUCACGAAGCAAAUCUGAGGGAAGGAAAUCUCGCAGAGCGCAGUCUGUAGGAGAUGCACAGAGCAUACCCCGGACCCGGAGCAGGAGCAGAAACGUUCCAGAGAGCAGCGAUCAACCACUACCUUCAUCACCACCGAGAAUACCAUCCACCCCGGGAGGUGACCCAUUGCCGCCUUUGCUGUCUGCACAGGAAACCCAGGAGCAAGAGGAGAUGGAUGAGAUCCUCCGGGCUGCUGUAAAUUCUCCCGUCGAACCCCCAUCGAAAGGUUCUGAUUCUGCUUCACACGAUGAAGACUCGGAGCCCGAUGACUCCCUCAUAGACUCCUCGCCCGUACGUGAAGUUAGUCCAUUCCAUAUAGGAAAACACUUUCCCAAGAUCCGACAGAUGCGCCGCGAGCGCAAGUCCUACCUCGACUAUGACGACUCACCCACCCCCAAACCAGCUUCUGAUACCGAUACCAGCCCCUCCGGGGACGAUCAAGAAAUUGAUGACCUUACCCUUUUCACGCUCCGCACGAAGCAGUAUGAUCAAGCACUUGCCAAUGUGCGAAGCCGCAUGCAAGACCUCAGCGCCGCCUUUGCAGUCCUAAAGCCCCUCCAACACGUAGUCGCGGGCAAGGAUAAGGGCUACCUGAAUUUGCUGAGUGAUCUGACACAUGUCAUAAUCAAUAAUGAUGCCCCACAGUUAUCCAAAGAGGAGAAAUUCCAACUGGGGGUAUUCGAUGAGGCAAUGUUGAGGCUGGCGUAUUUCGAGCAGGAGACCAAGGACUUCGAGCUUAUUUUUAAUAGGUUCCUGAAACACAACAACACGCAGAGGAAGAAUAUCGAGAAAUGCCGUGCGGGCAUUAGGAAGACAAUGAAGAAGCGUGGAUAUAAGAAUAUGGCGUGGUUGGUGACAGAGCAAGGAGAAGAGGAAGAAAACGAUGAAAAGAGAAAGGCAUCACAGAGAAGGGUAAAGAGCGUCUUGGCCGACUUAGAGGGGAGCGGUUAUGGAUAUAACACACCUGAAAGCGCGGACGAACGAGGAAGAAAGAGGCGAAAGACCGGAGAGGAUGGAUACGAAGAGGAAGGAAGGCCGGAGAGCCGCAUACAGAAAAAGAGAAGGAUUGAACUUGUAGAGAGGGUAAGACGAUUGGACGAUAGCCUUCAUACGGAUCGAGAUGAAAGGCGGAGAAAAAAAGAAGCAGAAAACGAAACAGGAGAGGGGACGCGGGAGACUGUUAUCAUACGAGACGAUGACGAUGAAGAUGAGCAAGAGGUCGUAAAUGAUCAUAGGGGAGGGGGAGUAGAAGAGGGGGUCGAGGGAGACAAGACGCAUUACCAUGAAGAGCAAACGGGAGAAGGGGAUGGUGUAGAGGAACAGGUAGAUGAAAAUGAGGAAGAAAUGCAAGAGGCUCAGGAGGAAGAAUCUGAUGUGGAAGAAGUCCUCCCCAUCAUCAUCGACGAAGAUGACGUAGAAAUCGUCCGUGUUGAAGGAUUUGGAGAGCGACAGAAAAAAGCAAGGGAACGAGAAGAGAGAUUAGAAAAAGACGAGGGAGAAGUGGAGGUAUUAGAAGACCACGAUUGGGAAGACUCAGAAACCUUUGCCCUACUCGACGGCAUCUCGAGAUUUCACGGGGGCGCAAUUGAAACUCGCUUCUCCAGAAUAAAAAAUAGAUACCGCGCAGAGUUAGAGAAUCGCAGUGUGGAGGCAAUUAUAGAAAGGGCUAGAGAGCUCAAGAAGGAAAUUGUUGACUCGGGUGAAGAGCAUAUAUUGGGGGGGUUCUGGGACGGCAUUUGA
Morchella sextelata is the source of this 2157-nucleotide messenger RNA. RefSeq lists its product as uncharacterized. The record is from RefSeq and is a predicted model, not a curated record. Lineage: Eukaryota; Fungi; Ascomycota; Pezizomycetes; Pezizales; Morchellaceae. The coding region runs from base 1 to 2157 and encodes 718 amino acids. The transcript is spliced from 2 exons.